AUGUCAGGAUACUCGAAAAACCAUCAAUAUGUGUAUGAUGCCGAAGCCACCAGAUCAAAUCAGGAUGCAAACUACCCAGGUAUUGCACAGCCCGCGUUCGCCUCGCAGUACACGGAUGUGCCCGCGGGACUAACGCAUGAGGCCUCGAGCGCAGAGAUGCCCUACAUCCCUAGCUCGACGCACGAGUCACGCGGUGCAGCAGAACAUCGAACUAAUCGACCAUUUAUCGAUGCAGGCGCUCGUCAUCCCGCUUCACUGACAGUUACUGAAACGGAAAUCACCGAACCGAUUACUCCUGCCCAAGGCACCGCUGGAUCUACGGUAACGCUGCAACUUCGGACGAAUUACGACCUCCAAGCCACUCAACGCACCUUCAUACUCAUGUUUGGCACCAAGAAGUGCGUCGCAGCACUCCAGAAGGUCGACUACGACGCCCCAAUCCAGAACGUUGACUACGACGACGACGAUCAAUGGUACAACUACGUUCUCAACGUUGAAGUACCCCCAUUUCCACUGACCAACACAUGGGACCCUACCAUGAUGUUGAAACUCCAGAUCGAGGACAAGAUGGGCCAUUUACAGUCUCAAACAGAUGCUGGCAAGUUCACCUACACCGACAUGUCGCCGAAUCUCGCGUACCAGUCCUCGCCCGACUUCUCCAGGAAACGAAAGUACUCCACUGAGUUUCGUGACACGCAAGAUUAUCCCGACGGAAAUUCUGCGAAACGCGUUCAGUCCCGUCAAUUCGCGAAGCCGCGCACAAUUCCUGGAGCCUAUUCUGCUGCACAGGUAUCGCCACUGCCCUCUCGCCCUGUACUCCCCGAGACGUACAGACACGGUGGCGGGUAUGAUCUGUCCAAGCAGGCAGAAUAUGGCUCGCAGAUCUCGCAGAAAGGCCUCUAUGCAGUGCCUUCGGGUAUAGGAAUGGCCCACGCAGACUACAAGCUUCCACAUAUGAGCCCAAACUUGCACUCAUACAGCUCCUACAACGCCCGUAAUCACGGAAGUCGGCAUCCUGUGUCCACAUCGGCCUCGAUUCUUCCUCCACCGCCCGCCAUGACGGCACCAGUGCUUGUCCGGGCUACCCAUCUCGCACAAGCUAGCAGUAAUAGCUCCUCAGCACAGCCAUUCAACCCCUACUCAAUGUAUCAGAGCAAGGCCAUACUCAAGAUUGACGGUGAUCUUGAUAAGAUGAGCGAAGACUGGACGCAAGAAGAGGUGGACGCAAAGAGGCGCCUGGUCGAGUUCAAACGAUCGCAACGCGGUAGCACCAUAAUGACUUCUUUCGCUCCUAUUGCGCCGGAAGCUCGACAGCACGGUAGCAUUUGCGUCAGCUGUAUCUGGUGGGAAGAGAAGGAUGAAUGUUACAUCACAAGCGUCAACGUAAUAUAUCUACUGGAACAGCUCGUAAACGUCCGCUUUACUGUUGAGGAGAAGAACCGCAUUCGCCGCAACCUCGAAGGGUUCCGGCCUCUCACAAUUGCAAAGGCAAAAGCGGACAGCGAAACUUUUUUCAAAGUCAUCAUGGGCUUCCCAGAUCCCAAGCCUCGCAAUAUCGAAAAGGACGUCAAGGUGUUUCCUUGGAAGAUUCUUUCACAUGCGCUGAAGAAGAUCAUUAUCUGCAAGUUACUCUUCGACAGCUGGUAUUGGCCCGCUCCCAGUCCCAUCGACAUCGACAUACUCCCCAGGCGGCGUCUCGCAGGCAACAAUGGACGCUCAUCGAAUUACUUCGCCACAAUCAGUGCCUAUCUCGAUCGUGUCAACUGCAUACACACCCAAUCUGACCUCCUCUAG
Messenger RNA from Pyrenophora tritici-repentis Pt-1C-BFP, 1794 nucleotides. Lineage: Eukaryota; Fungi; Ascomycota; Dothideomycetes; Pleosporales; Pleosporaceae. The record is from RefSeq and is a predicted model, not a curated record.